AUGGAAGAGCCUCUGGAAGAAAAAAAUGAUAGUUUGGAGCGUUCAAAAGAAGACUUGAAACCUAAAUUUUUUAUGGAGUUUGAUUCUGAGAUUGAUGCAUAUGACUUUUAUAACGAAUAUGCACAUAGUGAAGGUUUUAGCAUUAGAAGAGCUGCUUAUGCUGCAGAUAAACAAGGUGUACUCACUUCAAGAACAUUUGUUUGUUGUAAGGAAGGUUUGCGGAAGGCAGAUAAGAGAGACUAUUUGACGAGAAAUCCAAGAGGAGAGACAAGGACUAAUUGUGGAGCGAUUAUGGGGAUUAAGUUGGUAAGGCGUACUGGCAAGUAUUCUGUUUAUCGUUUCUCUGAAGAGCAUAACCAUCCUCUUAUCAGCCAAGAAUCUGUUCAUUUUAUGCCAUCUCAUCGAAAAAUCACAUCAUCAGAUGAAGCCUUUUUAGACUUGACAGCAAAUUCAGGUCUUUCGCCGAAGUCUGCAUUUGAAUUAAUGGGUCAACAAGUAGGUGGUAGAGAGUCACUGGGAUUUACUAAGGUAGACCAAAAGAAUUACCUUCGAACUGUCCGACAGAAAAAAAUGAAAUUUGGAGAAGUUGGUUAUCUGAUAGAAUAUUUUUCAAAGCAAAUGUUGGAAAAUCCUUCGUUCUUCUAUGAGAUGCAGUUAGACACUGAGGAACAAAUUACCAAUGUUUUUUGGGCUGAUGCUAAAAUGAUAAUGGAUUAUGGUAUAUUUGGUGAUGUGGUAAGUUUUGAUACAACUUACAAACUUAAUGAAGCAAAUCGACCAUUUGCGGUGUUUGUUGGAUUAAAUCAUCAUAGAGAGACUAUUAUUUUUGGAGUUGCUUUAAUGUACGACGAGACCGCAGCAUCUUUUAUAUGGUUGUUUGAAACCUUUUUAAAGGCAAUGUGUGGGAAGCCUCCACAAACCUUUUUCACUGAUCAAGAUGCAGCGAUAGCCAAGGCUGUAUUACAUGUGAUGCUAGGUACUUACCAUCGACUUUGUAUAUGGCAUUUGAUGCAAAAUGCUGUCAAGAAAGUUGGCUUCUUAUUCCGAGACCACGAUGAAGAAGAUGAAGGCAAUGUGUUCAACAAAUUUCUUUAUCAAAUUGAGGAAGAGGAUGAGUUCUUGAGUGCUUGGCAGUCCAUGCUUGAUGAGUACGAUGCACAUGAUGAUACUUGGGUAGCUGCAACAUUUGAAAUAAGAAAAAAAUGGGUGCAUGCAUAUGUGAAGUGGACAGGAAUGCAAACUACACAACUGAGUGAGAGCUUUAAUGCUAGUUUGAAGGGGUAUUUGAAAUCAGACCUACAAUUGCCUGAGUUUUUUACUCACUUUGUAAGAAUGGUAUUUGAUAAGCGGUAUAAGGAAAUGGAAGCUGGGUAUCAUUUGUUGUUCCGGAUUGUUCACUGCAAAAUGGAGGUAAGUAUCUUGAUACAUGCACGAGAAGUUUAUACCAAAGCCAUAUUUAAGGCAUUUCAAGCUCAGUUUGAAGACUCUUUAAAGUCUUCCAUAACGAAGUGUGUGUCCAAUGGUGAACAAUAUAUCUUCACCGUUGUUAGGGAUGGGUUCUUGAAGGAAAGGCUAGUAAAAAGAGAAGGUCAAUUUAUAGUAUCUUGCAGCUGUAGGAUGUUUGAAACUAUAGGUGUCUUGUGUAGACAUUGUAUCAAAAUGAUGACAGAAGGCAGAGAAACUACACUGAUAAAAAAGAUACCUGAACAAUAUAUCUUAAAGAGGUGGACAAAAAAUGCAAGGGUUGAUAAUGUUGUGCAAGACAUGCGUGGGCAUGAGAUUGUAGAGAAUCCAAGGCUGAAACAAACUUCUCGAUAUAGAAGUUUAUGUUCUAAGUUUGUUCGACUUGCAUCUAGAGCAUCUGAGAGUGAGAAGACAUAUGAGGCAAUAGAUAUGGAAGCUGAUAAGUUAGUAAAGAUGGUUGAAGAUAUGUUACGUGUAGAAAUAAAUGGUGAAAAAGAUGUGGAAGAUGAAGCCCCAAAUGUCUUGAUUGAUUGCUCUAAUAAUGUAACUGCUGUGAAUGCAAAGGGAUUUAAAAAGAGAGAAGCUACACAUCGUGGAAAACAUCGAGUAAAGGGGGGCUUUGAAGCUCUGUUAAGCAAAAACAAAAAUAAGCUCGUACAGGUCAAAUCACUAACUAUAAUUGAAGUCAUUAUUUACUUCUUGCUGAAUAUAAUCAUUAUUGAUGUCUAUGUAAUGAUAGGUAACUAA
Molecule: messenger RNA, 2211 nt
Organism: Asparagus officinalis (garden asparagus)
Lineage: Eukaryota; Viridiplantae; Streptophyta; Magnoliopsida; Asparagales; Asparagaceae
Product: protein FAR1-RELATED SEQUENCE 5-like
Exons: 2
Coding region: 1-2211 (736 amino acids)
Biological process (GO): regulation of DNA-templated transcription
Molecular function (GO): zinc ion binding
Source: RefSeq, a predicted model, not a curated record